AUGUCGACGAUCUUCUACGGGGCACUCAUCUCGCCCAUUUCACUCACCACGUACGAUGCACUCCCCCGCGCCCUGCUCGCAGUCUCUCGCGCGACCGGCGACAUCGACUGGGUCGAGCGCGACGUGCCCCCCGAAGCCCUCCAGCAUGUGCUCGCCCGCCACGGCCUGCUCGCGGACGACGUCGAGCUCGUAGAACUGAAGCACGGCGAGUUCCUGAUGCCGGGCUUCAUUGACACGCACAUCCACGCUCCUCAAGUCCCAAACAUCGGCAGUGGCCAGCAGCACGAGCUCCUGGACUGGCUGGCCGAAGUGACCUUCCCGAUGGAGGCUCGCUUCGCGGACGUCGACUUCGCGCGGCGGACGUACACCUCCGUCGUCAAGCGCACCCUCGACUACGGCUCCACGACCUGCUGCUACUACGGCACUCUCCACCUCGAAGGCACAAAGGUCCUCGCCGAUGUCGUCCACGGCUACGGCCAGCGCGCGUUCGUCGGGAAAUGCAACAUGGACCGCAACGCGCCCGACUACUACGUCGAGCCCUCGCCCGCGGCGUCGCUCGCCGCCACCGCCGCGCUCGUCGCGCACAUCCGCGCGCUCCCGCCGCACCCCGCCGCCGGCGACGCGCUCGUGCGCCCGAUCCUCACCCCGCGCUUCGCGCUCUCGUGCACCGGCGAGCUCCUCGCCGGCCUCGGCGCGCUCGCCGCCGCGGACCCGGGCCUCGCCAUCCAGACGCACAUCUCCGAGAACGCGGCGGAGAUCGCGUUCACGAAGGCGCUCUUCCCGCGCGGGAGCCUCCCCGGGGCGGCGGCGAACGUGACUGCGGGCGACGACGUGGACGGGGAGGAGGAGACGACGUACGCGGGCGUGUACGACGCGUACGGGCUCCUCCGGCACAACACCGUGCUCGCGCACGCGGUGCACCUCGACGCGCGCGAGGUCGCGCUCAUCCACGCCCGCGGCGCGGGCGUCGCCCACUGCCCGACGAGCAACUUCAACCUCCGCUCCGGCUGCGCGCGCGUCGGCAUGCUCCUCGACGCCGGCGUCAAGGUCGGACUGGGGACGGACGUCUCGGGCGGCUUCUCGCCCUCGAUGCUCGCCGCCGUCCAGCACGCGAGCAUGUGCGCCAAGGUCGUCGCGCUCACCGCCCCCGCGCCGCCGCCCGCGCACACGACGUUCACGGACCGGCAGCUGCCCGUGCCCGCGCUGCUCCACCUCGCGACGCUCGGCGGCGCCGCGGUGUGCGCGCUCGCGCACCGCGUCGGCUCGCUCGCGCCGGGCAAGGCGUUCGACGCGCUCGUCGUCGGCGUCCGCACCGACGCGGGGAACCCGGCCGUGUGGGGCGUCGACCUCGACCGCGCGCUCGGGCUGCGCGCGAGCGGCGGCGAGCCCGGCGACGAGGGCGGGCGCGGCAAGUCGGACGUGGAGGAGCUGGAGGGCAUGCUCGAGCGCUUUUUGUUCUGCGGGGACGACCGGAACGUGCGGAGGGUGUACGUGCAGGGGCGGCUCGUCGGGGGCAAGGAGCACGCUGCGGCGUAG
Molecule: messenger RNA, 1536 nt
Organism: Epithele typhae
Lineage: Eukaryota; Fungi; Basidiomycota; Agaricomycetes; Polyporales; Epitheliaceae
Product: guanine deaminase
Exons: 7
Coding region: 1-1536 (511 amino acids)
Biological process (GO): guanine metabolic process
Cellular component (GO): cytosol
Molecular function (GO): guanine deaminase activity; zinc ion binding
Source: RefSeq, a predicted model, not a curated record